This is a messenger RNA of Sceloporus undulatus (fence lizard), 4004 nucleotides long. RefSeq names its product 40-kDa huntingtin-associated protein-like. NCBI's taxonomy places the organism in Eukaryota, Metazoa, Chordata, Lepidosauria, Squamata, Phrynosomatidae. Gene Ontology annotation, cellular component: early endosome. Bases 178 to 1212 code for a protein of 344 amino acids. Gene Ontology annotation, biological process: vesicle cytoskeletal trafficking. The record is from RefSeq and is a predicted model, not a curated record. The transcript has a single exon. Gene Ontology annotation, molecular function: protein binding.
GUUCUAAAGAGACGGGAGGGCUAGCUUUUUAGAGACUGGGGAGGCGGAGCUAAGGGCGCGUUUCCAUAGAGACCUGGUCCUAGGCUUAGACAUCCUGGUCAUCGACGCGCCUCCGUCACUUCCUGUCCAGCCCGGAAGCCGCGCUUGUGGCUGUCUCCUGAGGGAAGAAGAAGGAGGAUGCUGUCUGUGCCGGGCUCCGGUCCGAGCUUCGGCUCCGGGGAAGGCGUCUCCGGCGGCGGCGGUUCCGGCGGCGGGGGCGGGGACUUCCUGACGCGCUACCGCCUUGUCUCGGCCAAGCUCCGGCGCCGUUUCCUACGGAAGCCGAACGUGUCCGAAGCGUCGGAGCAGUUCUCUCAGCUGGCGCGGGAGCUGCGUUGCCAGGAGAGCCUUCCGUACGCGGCGUGGUGCCAUCUGGCGGUGGCCCGCUGCGCGCAGAGCCUGGGGCAGGCGUCGGGGGAGGCGGCGGCGCUGGGCGAGGCGGCGCGGCUGUGGCUGCGGCAGGAGCGGGAGGCGCGGCUGCGUCAGGGCCCCUCGGGGCUGGGGCUGGCCGAGCACCUGCCGGCCGCCCAGAGCUGCGUGGCCUUCGCCGCCCGCCUCCGCCUGGAUCUGGGGCAGCCCGCCUUGGCCGCGGGGCUCUGGCUGGAGCUGGGCGAGGAGCUACGCGCCGCCGGGGAGCCCGCCCAGGCCCUGCCCGCCCUCCUCCGCGCCGCCGACCUGCUGGCUCUGGCCCGGCUGCCCCUGGAGGCCCUGCGCUGCCUGAGGGACGCCGCCUCCUGCCUGCUGCUGGGCAGAGACCACGACGGGGCCCUGGAGGUCCUCACCCGCGCCCAGAGCCUGGCCCAAGGCGGCGCCGCUUCCUCCUCCUCCUCCGCGGCCCAGCUGCCUGGAGCCUUCCUGGAGGAGCUGCUCCACUGCGAAGUCAGCCGCGUGCUCCUGCUGCUCCUGCUCCAGCCGCCGCCCUCCAAGCUGCUCCCGGAACACGCCCGGACCCUGGAGAAGUACUCCUGGGAGGCCCUGGACGCCUCCCCCGGCUACGUCCCUCCCGAGCUCUUCCUGCUGCUCCAGUCGGCCGUCAUGGCUUCCCAGGAGAAGGACGCCCAGGCCCUGCAGGCCCUCCAGAAGGAGCUCUGGCCCCUGCUCAGCCCAGAGCAGAACCACAUCCUCCACCUGGUCCUGCAGGAGAUGGCCAGCCCCUCCGGACACGGCUUCUAGCCCAUCCCUCGCCAGGAGACUCUCCUCAGUCAGUCCACCAAUCGCUUUAUUACAGCCAAAGAACAGCAAAAGGGUUCCCAUUUGGAAGCUGGGGAAGCGUAGCUCCAUGACACACUGCAGAAAUAAUCCAGUUUGGGACUGCUUUAACUGCCCUGGUUCAAUGCUAGGGAAUCCUGGGAAUUGUAGUUUAUUGUGGCACCAGAGCUCUCUGACAGAGAAGGCUAAAUGUCUCACAAAACUACAGUUCCCAGGAUUCCUUACCAUUGAACCAGGGCAACUUAAAGCAGUCUCAAACUAGGUUAUUUUUGCAGUGUGUUUUGGACCAUCGUCAAAGUUCAACUGACAGCGUUCCUCACUAUUGACUGGUAGCAAGGAGAUCUGGGAAGCGUAGCUCAGCAACAUCUGGAUGGCUGCACCUUUCCUACAUGUGCCAAAAGGGCUCAUUUCUGCCAUCUGUGGGAUCCUUUCUUUCCAUGGACAUCACUCAGAACUUGAGAAAACCACAAGAGAGGCUGCCCAAGAACUUGUAAUGUUAAUCUGAGGCUCCCUCUUCAUACUUCACUGAACUUCAUCCCUCCUCAGAAAAGACUUCUGUAUCCCAUUGCAAUGCGGCAUCAAAGCUGUUACAAGUCAAUCAGAAUGCUUCCUUUAUUUUAGUGACCAGGAAUAUGCAUCACUCUGAAUAUUGUUUGGCUGAACUUUCAGCCCAGUUCCUAUGGAAAAACACCUUUGGCUUUUCUAGUUAAAGCAGAAGACUGUUGAAAUCCAGCAACGUUUUGGUUGGGAGUGUUAUCCAUAACAGUUUGGACAACUUAUUUUUCAGAAGGACAGACUCCAAAUAAAUAUAUAACAUUCUCCCUUGCAUUACAUUACUGUACUUGUAAAGACUGUUUAUAACAGAUGUAAGCAAAAACAAACAAAAAUGCUUGUAAUUGCUCUAAAGUCAUUGUGGAGAUUUUAAAAACACAUUUCUUUGUUUUCUUUGAAAAUAUCCUUGAGUGGUUACAGCUCUACUAGAAGGUGUCUUCUUCUAUUAGUUUCCUGCUGGACAAGAAAUGCAGCCAGUUCUCUCAUUGCUUCAGUCCAGGUUGGUUAGCUGUGUCCCUCCAGAUGUUACUGGACUUCAACACAUGAUCCCUUGCCAUUUGCUCUGCUGGCUUGGGUUGAUGGGAAUUGUAGGCCAAACACUGGAGAGCCACUGUUGCCCAGCACUUCAUUUGUGUGUUGGAUGAGAAGUAGCUACUAUAAACUGCUUAAUGCUUCUCUGGUUGAAAUAAAGUGGGAAGAAGUUAUGAAAACAAGUUGCUGCAUUGAAGGGAUGGGCAGUUGGUAGGAUUUCAGGGGGCAGUUGGCCCUUCCAUGGACCUCACCAGGACAGACAUUCCUUGGGGAGAGGAAACCACCCAAAUGGUAAAUGUCCCUCCCAGAAGCCCCAAAGUUUCCCAUUUAAAUGUAAUUUUCCUUCAGCUUUUCCUUUCGCCUGUUUUAGGUCCGAAAGAGCAUUUGGGAAACAGGAAGCAAUAUCUUGGUCAUUUUGUGCUUCAGCAAAAAAAAAUCUUUUUGGCUUAAAACAGGUUCCAGUAGAGUGAAAUGGUGUGUAAAUGGCCAAUUGUGUCUCCUGUCUUCUAAAGGUAAAGGUAAAAAAGGGUAAGGUACCUUUUUACCUUUAGCAACCCUGUCACUACGGAGUACACUUAGCACUGUAGCAUGGUCUUCAGUGACGUUUCUAAAGAAUCCUGUUUGCACACACAAAUCCUGGGCUUAGGUCUUUUCUUUGUGGCUCUUUAGCUUCAGUGGUGGAACAAAAACACUAGGAAGAGGCAAUGUAGACUAGGAAGGCAUUUCCGAUGAAUGAUUUUACUCACUGGUAAUGCUUCCUAAAUAGAAGCAAAUACACUUUUUCUCUGCUUACACUUCCAUUGCAAGUAUCUUCACAAAUUAAAAGUGGUAGAAAUGAUUUCUCAUUCUGUAACAAGGGAUAUACAUGAUUUAGCCAAUGUAGACCUGAUAUCUUUGUGGCAAUUUGGUGUUUUAACAACUCGGAUGAGGAGGGGGGAGUCCAGCUUUGCAGUGAGAGGCAUGAGCCAGGCUCCAGUAGCAGCAGUGACACUGGCUGAGGAAAGAGCAACAGGAAUACUUCAGCUUUCCUCAGUCAAGUAGCAUGAAGAGAGUUCAGGAGUAAAUGCAAAAUAAAGGCCUUUUGUAUUUCAUCUUCAGUUGAGCAGACUUCUUACAAAUGGCAGACAUUAAACACGAUGUCUGAGAUCACUAUGAUGGAUAAAUGGUCGCCAAAGAGGAGAUUGCUAAGGGAAAGUAGCCCACUGAAGGAUGUCUGUGAGGAGAAAUGUGCAUGUGUACAUCUUUAUACCCAUUUACUUGAAAAUCAGUGGUGCUGAAAGGCUAACAGUUUUUAGCAAUUGCUAUUGUUAAUGGUUCAAAUAGUGGCUUGUUUAAAGAUCUAAUAACUUAGGUGUUAAUAGCUGCAAGACUGAGAUGCUAAGCACUGGGGGGGAAAGCAUACUGUUCCUGAACUUAACUGUACCAAAUAAGCUGCCAUCAAAAAGGGUUUUGUUUUAAAUUGCUUUAUGUGAACACAUUAAUGAAUUGUUCCAUGGAUGUUUAGGUUUGUUGUGUUGCUUUACUGACUUGGUUAAAACACAUCAAAAUAUCUCUUUAAAAUACAUUCUAGAGUUUGUAGGGAUUAAAUUGGAACUUGUUUUUUUUUUCAGUGCAAAGAAUGGAGGACAGUCAGCAUAAAAAUGAGAAGAAAUAAAGCAGUUUCUUUGGAUAAA